Plenodomus lingam JN3 is the source of this 2997-nucleotide messenger RNA. RefSeq lists its product as uncharacterized. NCBI's taxonomy places the organism in Eukaryota, Fungi, Ascomycota, Dothideomycetes, Pleosporales, Leptosphaeriaceae. The record is from RefSeq and is a predicted model, not a curated record. Gene Ontology annotation, cellular component: nucleus. Gene Ontology annotation, biological process: regulation of transcription by RNA polymerase II. Gene Ontology annotation, molecular function: DNA-binding transcription factor activity, RNA polymerase II-specific; RNA polymerase II cis-regulatory region sequence-specific DNA binding.
AUGGCAGAGCCUUCAAGCUUUCAAGCUGUGGCGGACAACUGGGGGGGGGGGGCGCGCCGGUCAGCGGCGAGUGCAUACGCCGCCUGCCGUGGCGCUCACACGGCAGAGAGUUGCGACGAUGCGAUGCGCCUUCUGAAGCUUCUGAAGGAGGGGGGAGGGUCCUGGUGGGUCUGGGACUUUCGUCUGCUCGGUGGUGUGAGUGGACGAGGUUUCUGUCUACUCAGCAAGCCGCCGCGUACACAGCCUCGAUGGCUUGCGUCGUGGGCCUAUCGCCAAUUCGACCAUGGCCAUGCCGGCCAGCCGCGCAUGAGGCUGUCCGCCCUCGUCUUGCUCUCUCUCUCUCUCCUCUCCGCGCAAAGUCUGCGUACGCCCGUAGUAGGAGAGCCCGCGCACUCUUCAGCCACAACCUCGUUCCAACUCUUCGUCAUCGGCAGCACCAGCCUUCGACGCGCACCAUCAAACAUUCCACAACCCUGCGACGCUGCGAUUUCCCGCAACUGUCGUCUUGCUUUGCGAGCUGCACCUGGACCGGACGAGCAGACACCCGCAGCCAUCCCCCCCUCCCUCGUCUCCCUCCCCAUUGCCCACGCCCAGUGCCACUCAUACUCUUUACAUACGGUUCGCUGUGUGUGUGUGUGUGUGUGUAACUCGCGGACGCAUUCGCCCGGCCUCAGCUUUGCAGCCUCACACGCCCUCUGGCCGCUAAGCUCUGUCGCAUUCCCCAGCCCCGGCCCGCCCAUUGCUGUCGUCACAGGCACAACCUGCGACCCUCGACCCUCGCGCCUUUGCUGUGCUCUGCGCAUCCCCUGGUCCUUGAUCCUGGGUCGCUGGCUGUCUGGACAUCAGACGGUGAUCGCCUUGGCUGGACCCGCAUCCGCAUCCGCAACCGAGCGCGUUUGUGAGGCAAUCAACUGCGCCGUCGCGAAGCUGGCUCUUUCGAGUCGCUCAGUGCCUCUGAAGCGGGAGUGCGUGCUGCCACAGCAGUAUGUGCGAGAGCCUCUGGGGUGGCCAUGUCGCGCCUCUCCAUUCCGACAACGUGCUGAUGCGGCUCUGCAGACAUCAUUCGCACAUAUACCGAGCCCUGCCUCGCCACCCCCCCGAACCAUGGCCGCAUCAACGCGAGCGAUCACGCCCACCCACACUGGGCCCUUUGCACCACCAAACCGCCCGACCACACCAGGCUCGACGGCACGGAACGCCCAUGGCGGCGCAACUUUCGGAACCCACCUCACCAAGUCACCGCGUGGCCUUUCACCGCGACUCUCUCCAGCACCGCUCACGGGAGCAGCCGCCCUCGCCGACGAGCGAAGAUAUCGAGAACAGACUGCGAGGCAAACGAGCCCCAACCCCGCUGCCGCCGCGUUGCAGAGCCUAACUGCGAACAACAGUCAGCCCAUGAGCCGCCCAUCCGAUGCACCUCCUACGCUUCCGCCAAUGACCGCCCAAGGCGACAAGGCAGCAAAACCCGCCCUCAUGAUACCAGAGCAGGCCGGAGUCACCGGAGAUGCCAUGCACACAAGCCCUGUAAGCCUUUCGAGUUUUGGUGACGGUGAUGCAACAGCCACACAAGGUGCUCCUACCAUCGAUGUGAUGGCCAGCCCUGUUGGGAAUGCCGCACAGGAAGGCGUGCCUCAGCAACCGCCACAACAGCAGCAACAGCAACCACAACAACAGCACCAGCAUCAGCACCAGCCUCAUCACCAGUUGAUUGCGCCGAACCCAACUGACAACCCCGGCAAUCGGGCAUUUACCUUUCCUGGUCCAAUGCCAUUGGAGGAUCCACGUGCUCCAGCCCGUCAGAUGAGUCUUCCAGGUUACGGUCAGAAUACGCCCAAGUCGCCGUCCACCAAGAGACACAAAUGUCCAUACUGCUCCACCGACUUUACGCGACACCACAAUCUCAAGAGUCACUUGUUAACUCACAGCCAAGAAAAGCCCUAUGAAUGUCCAACCUGCCAGGCCCGUUUCCGCCGCUUACACGACCUGAAGCGCCACACGAAACUGCAUACCGGUGAAAGACCACAUACUUGCUUCAAGUGCGGGCGUCGAUUUGCCCGUGGAGAUGCGCUCGCACGGCAUAACAAGGGCCAAGGGGGCUGUGCAGGUCGUCGAUCUAGUUUUGGCAUGGAUGGCGAGGAGAUGGGAGAUGGCAAAGCCGGCGAGGGCAUGGACGGCGUCGUGUAUACUGGGGAACCUGAUGAAGAGGACGAGCUUGACGACGAAGGCCGACGUGUCAGUGAGCCUGCGCGAAAAAGGCAGAACACGGGCAACUCUGCGCAAGGUUCGUAUCAUCAGCACUCUAGCACCUACCCACCUGUUGCUGCCAACCGAGCCUCGACUUUGCCUAGCACCUCUCGCCCAUACUAUCCGGCAGCAUCAACGCAAGGGACUAACUUGUCGCCAAAAGCAGCGCCCUCGAGUAUAUCCUCGAUUCACAAUGCAAACCAGUCGAAUGUGUUUGCUCACGGGAGCAUGACGGAGAGUCCCAAGCCCCUUUCGCCAGGCCAGCAAGAGCACCGUCGUCUCGGCGCCCCGGAAGCUAACAUGCAUGGAUCGCGGUCCCCGAGUAUCUCGCAACACAUGUACGGGCGUGCGCGAGGAACGCCGCCCAUGGCAUUGGCUCCACCCACUGUCAAUGGCGCCCCUCAUUUGCCCUCGCUGCCUGGCUUGAACCCCAUGGCGUCUAAGCAAGGCUCCAUGGGUGGCAAGACCAAUGGCCCAAGCCUGCUUCAGAACCAGACCAUGGCCGCUCCAGGCACAUCCUCGCAGCCUGGCAGCAUGUCCAGCCAUGGUGGAAGUGGAAGUAGCAUGCGCGAGGUCAUGGGAAACCAGGUGGAUGUGUGGCAAUAUGUUCGCGACAUUGAAGCCCGAAUGGCGCGCAUGGAAAAGGAACACAACGAAAGGAUCUCGACUUUGCAGAAUGAGAUCACUACGCUACGUGCUCAGCUCGCUCAGCAGCAUGUUAAUAACACGCAAGCUCAGCAGCAAGGACAUUGA